UCGAUUAUUCUUCCUUGAGUUCUGUACGCACAGGGCUUACCUGUUCAUGAAGUAAUCAUGUCGACUAUGGGAUCACCGUUGCAUACAUUUCGUUGCUUGUUAAGAGAGCUUCGUUAUCUGAGUGGUACGAAUCGGUAUCGAGAGACAGCGGCUUAUUUCUAUAUCCGAGAUAAUUUUAGGAAGAAUACGGUGACUAGUGAAAAGUUCUGCCGAGCUCAACAGGAGAUGCAUUUUCAAGCUUCCACUUACCUUUGCCUUUUGCGCAGUGUUAGAAAUCAUGUUGCUCUCCAUGAGGAAUACCAUGGCAAAGGAGAGCGUUCCACAGAGGAAGCAGCCCAUCUGGUGGGCCUUAAACUACCACAGCAGCCUGGGGGAAAAGGAUGGGAGAGGUGACUUGUGAGUGUCCAGUAGCCAGCGUGAGGAAUUGUCAACAACCAGCAUUCACCCUUUUGAACUUUGAAUAACCCUGGAAUGUAAAUUAAACAUGUCACACAA
This is a messenger RNA of Spea bombifrons (plains spadefoot toad), 495 nucleotides long. It is a transcript of the gene FMC1, whose product is annotated as formation of mitochondrial complex V assembly factor 1 homolog. Gene Ontology annotation, cellular component: mitochondrion. Bases 58 to 393 code for a protein of 111 amino acids. The record is from RefSeq and is a predicted model, not a curated record. NCBI's taxonomy places the organism in Eukaryota, Metazoa, Chordata, Amphibia, Anura, Pelobatidae. The transcript has 2 exons.